Messenger RNA from Chara braunii, 2112 nucleotides. The record is from the annotation of a GenBank genome assembly. NCBI's taxonomy places the organism in Eukaryota, Viridiplantae, Streptophyta, Charophyceae, Charales, Characeae.
CCGGGAGGUAUGGGAGAAGCAAACAGAGGAAGGAGACGUCGCGAGCAGGGAGGGAGAGUUCGGACGAUGUCGGGGAAGGGAACGAGAGGGGGAGAGAGAUUGAGACGGUAAAGAAGGGAAGGUGGCAGGGAGAGCUCAAAGGUCGAGAUUGGGGAGGGAAAGUUGGCAUGAUGUCGGGGGAAGGAAGGAGAGGGGGAGAGAAGUCGAGACGCCAAGGAGGGGAAGGUGGCGGGAUCAGGGAGGCAGACAUAGGACGAUGUUGAGGUCGGGAUGGGAUGGGAGUCGGGAGGUCGGGAUGGGAGUCGGGUUGGGACGCGGUCGGGGAAGCAAGGGGAGAGAGGGAGAGGUCGGGACGGGGACGUCGGGAUGGGAGGUCGGGAUGGGAGACGCGAACAGAGGAGGGAGAGGUAGGGAUCAAGGAGGGAGAGCUGGGACGAUGUCGAGGUCGGGAUGGGAUGGAAGUCGGACGCGGUCGGGGGAGCAAAGGGAGAGAGGGACAGGUCGGGACAGGGAGGUCGGGAUGGUUAGUUUUUUUCUUUGUCGCACAAGGUCGCGGUCAGGAUGGGGGAUGGGAACCGAGAAGGGAAAGGUCGGGAUCGGGUCGGGAGGUCGUGGUUGGGGCAGCAAGGGGAAAGAGGGAGAGGUCGGGGGGAGAAGGAGAGGUCGGGACACAGUCGGGGGAGCAAAGGGAGAGAGGGAGAGGUCGGCACGAGGAGAUCGGGAUGGGAGGUCGGGACCGGGACGUCGAGAUGGCACGGGGAGGUCGGGAUGGGAGGUCGGGACCGGGAAGUCGGGAUGGGAGACGUGAACAGAGGCGGGAAAGGUUGGGAUCAGGGAGGAAGAGCUGGGACGAUACCAACGUCGGGAUGGGAUGGGAGUUGGAUGCGGUCGGGGGAGCAAAGGGAGAGAGGGACGGGUCCGGACGGGGAGGUCAGGAUGGGGGAUGGGAACGAAGAGAGGGAGAGGUCGCGUUCGCGAUGUUGAGAUCAGGGCGCAAGGUCGCGGUCAGGGCAGCAAGGGGAGAGAAGGAGAGGUCGGGGGGAGAGUUGGGACGACGUCCAGAUCGAGAUGGGAUGGGAGUCGGGAGGUCAAGAUCGGAAACGAGUUGGGACACGGUCGGGGGAGCAAGGGGAGAAAGGGAGAGGUCGGGACGAGGAGAUCGGGAUGGGAGAACGGGACCCGGACGUCGGGAUGGGAAACGCGAACAAAGGAGGGAGGGGUACAACGUCGAGGUCGGGAUAGCAUGGAAGCCGAGAGGUCGAAAUGGGAGACGGGUUGGGACACGAUCGGGGAAGCAAGGGGAGAGAGGUAGAAAUCGAGACGGGGAGGUGGGGAUGGGAGGUCGGGACCGGGAGGUCGGGAUGGGAGACACGGACAAAGGAGGGAGAGGUCGGGAUCAAGGAGGGAGAGUUGGAACGACGUCGAGAUCGGGAUGGGAUGGAAGUCGGAUGCGGUCGGGGGAGCAAAGGGAGGGAGGGACAGAUGCUGAGGUCGGGAUGGAUGAGAGUCGGGAGGUCGGGAUGGGAGACGGGUUGGAAAGUUGGGAUGAGAGUUGGGACGAUGUCGAGAUCGGGAGGUCGGGAUGGGAGACGGGUUGGAAAGUUGGGAUGAGAGUUGGGACGAUGUCGGGAUGGGAGACAGGUUGGGACACAGUCAGGGAAGCAAGGGGAGAGGGGGAGAGGUCGGCACGGAAAGGUCAGGAUGGGAGGUCGGGACCGGGGGUCGGGAUGAGAGACGCGAACAGAGCAGCAAGGAGGGAGAGUUGGGACGAUGUCGAGGUUGGGAUGGGAUGGGAGUCGGGAGGUCGGGAUGGGAGAUGGGUUGAGAUGGGAAAGGUCAGGAUGAGGUCGGGAGGUCGGACCGGGGAGGUCGAGAUGGGAGGUCGGGACCGGGAGGUCGGGAUGGGAGACGCGAACAGAGGAAGGAAACGUCGCGAUCAGGGAGGGAGAGUUCGGAGACAGAUGCCGACGUCGGGAUGGGAUGAGAGUCGGGAAGUCGGAAUGGGAGACGGGUUGGGACGUUGGGAUGAGAGUUGGGACGAUGUCCAGAUCAGGAUAGGAUGAGAGUCGGGAGGUCGGGAUGGGAGAUGGGUUGGGACGCGGUCGGGGAAGC